Sitodiplosis mosellana (orange wheat blossom midge) is the source of this 5336-nucleotide messenger RNA. RefSeq names its product influenza virus NS1A-binding protein homolog A-like. The transcript is spliced from 8 exons. Gene Ontology annotation, molecular function: protein binding. The record is from RefSeq and is a predicted model, not a curated record. NCBI's taxonomy places the organism in Eukaryota, Metazoa, Arthropoda, Insecta, Diptera, Cecidomyiidae. Bases 2345 to 4699 code for a protein of 784 amino acids.
GGGUUCGAAUCUCCGCGAGAGUGCUCUCUUUCACUCUCUCUCUAUCGCUCUCUCGCUCUGCCGCGUUUGUUGAAUUUAGACGAGAGUGAAAAGGAAAGGGGCACAAUAUCGUCUGUCGUGUGCUAAACUCACAUUUACACAGAGAAUUUAAACGUGCAGCGACGACGACGAUAAAACCAACAACAACGACAACGAUGACUACUUGGCCCCCAAAUAACUACGCACAAAUAACGCACCUAUACAUUGAAUAUCGGCGCAUUGUUGGCACUACUACUGUCGCUGUUGCUGCUACUUUGAUCCGAUUAGGUUCACAGACUAAAAACGAGAGUCACACAUUGCUCGUAGAAUUUUAUCCAUUUUAUUUUGCCAGGCUUGUGGAGUGUUUUGCAAGUGCAAGAAAAGAGAAGCAAAGAGAAGAGAAAAAAAAUAUCAAGUAAAGCACCGACCAACUAAAACAAAACGCUAAAACUCCAAAUGCAAAUAAUAUGGAAACGGUUUUUAGUGCAACAGUGUUUUAUGAAACACCGAUAUAAAAUAACUCGAUUGUGAGUGAGUUUGAAACGUUUUUGCGGGGAGAGAGAGAGUGUGUGUGUGUGUUCGAACCAACAACAACAACAACCGACAAAAUACGAAACAAAACCAUACCAUACCGAAAAAAAAGAAGUUCAAAUUCCCGAAAACCCAACAACUCACCGAGAAUAAAACCACAACAACAACAACAAAAAAAACCAUCACACAUCUUAAAUCAAGAAAAUUUCAAAAACGAAAUCACGAGAAGAAAACAACAGAAAAAAAACGUAAGAGAGAAAAGAAUUUGAACGAAGAAGAAAACACAGAAAAUAAAAAAAAGAAGAUGUCUCUUGAUGAAGAACCAAAUCAUUAGAUAGAUUCGCAUAAGGUGAAAGGUACGUUUUUAAUCGCCGCGCAUGUAGAUAAAACCCCGAGUCGCUCAUCGUUUGUGUGUAGGAAAAAAACAUCAUCAUCACCAUCAUCACCAUCAUCCGUGUUCCGUGUGUGGAGUUUUGUCCGAAAAUAACAGAAAAAAAAAUACACAGAACAGAAUCAUCGACGAACAGAAAAGGCAUGUAACACAUUGUUUUGUUUGAUUUUCCGUUUGAUUUUUUCAUUUGAUAUCUAAUAUAUGUCAUAUUUUUGUGCCAGUGUACAUUUGGUGCAUUUGUUCGUUUCGAUAAAAUUAUAUUUUCAUUUGUUCAAAAGUUCGAAUUCGAGUUGAAAAGAGCGAGCGGGCGAGCAAGCGAGAAGGAAAAUGUUCAAAGAGAAAGAUGGUGAAAGAUAGCGAGUGUGUGUGUGAGUGAGAAAGAGAGAAAAGGAGAGAAAAAGAGAGUUCAAACGUAGUAGAAUACAACAAAUCGGGAGCGUUGUAUCUGUCUGCGUAUCGUAAUAUCGUCUUGGUCGUUGGCUGUCAACGUUUAUAUUCUCUCGCUCUCGGAAUAUAUCAGUUCUUUGCUUCUUUUUUUUCUUCCUUCUUUCAAUGUUAUAAAUGUGAUUCGCGCGCGCUCUUUCUUGUUCUCUCUUUCUUUCUCUCUCUCUCACUCACUCACACUUUCGCGCUUGGCUAUGUCGUCUGUUUGACUUUUUUCCGCGGUUACACUUCGAUUAGUUGAUAAAUUUACGUUCCAGUCGGUGCCAUUGAGUGUAUUUGCGUGUUUCUGAACGUUGUUGUUUUUUGGAGAAGACUUUUGUUUGCAUUUCAGUCGUUUUUUUUUAGUUUUUUUUGCUGGCUUUUUUAAAAGACAUUGUCUUGUCAUUUCCAAUCAAUUUCAUAGUGAGAGAAACAGUGAACGAAACACCAACACACACGAUUUGGACUCGUAAAACCAUUGAUUUUAAUUUUGAAUAAUUUUUUUUUGUGCACUUCUUCCACGUUCCAUACGAAAAUCUGUGUUAGAUGACAACAUAUCACAUAUGAAAUUGAUGCUGAUUCAUUUUUGAAGCGAUACGCUCAACAAAUUUACUUACAACAUUCGUGUUCAUUGUGAUUUCCCUUGAAUGUUCUCUUUUUAAAACCCAAUCCCGUGUUUUGAACACUCAUACACCAACGCAUUUUGCAGUGCUACUUGUUUGAAUGUAUAAAUUUCUGAAUAACAUUCAAUUUGUAUUCGGAUCAAUCGAAACAAACCACAUGGAUUUUUACCUGAACAUUUGAAUGGAGUUUUUACAUUGAUCAUUGCAUGAUCUGGUAACUAGCCGAGAUUGAGAGCAGGAGAUAUUAUCCAUAUCAACUGGGACACAACCGGACACUACCUAACAACCACUUUGCCCUUUUUACUACGUUUUUUUUUUCAACAACCACCACAACAACAUCAUCAAAAUUCAUCCCAACAUGAGACCGAGAAUUGAAGACUCCAUCGGUGACGAUGCUAUGGAAGACUGCGGUUUUCUCAAGUUCACCGACGAAACGCUAAAAGGAACCUUCCUACAGACGCUCAAUACGAUGCGCAAACAUCGGCUGUUCUGCGAUGUUGUGCUUAAUGUUGACAACACCGACAUUCAUGCUCAUAAAAAUGUACUCGCCUGUGUAUCACCACAUUUAAUGGAAUUGUUCUCAGCCGAGGAGGUCACACAGAAUGGACGUAACGAUGGCAUUCCAAGCUAUCGAAUGAAUGGCAGCCUCACAAAGAUCGCGCUCGAAAUUCUGGUCGAGUAUGCGUAUACAGCACAAUUGGAAGUGCCGGAUGCAUUGGUAAAGGAUGUUUAUUUGGCCGCCUGGCAAUUGAAAAUUGACCGUGUGUAUGGCGAAUGUGCUCGUCAUUUGAUUGAAGAACUGGCAGCAGAUACAUGCAUUGAAGUUCGUUCAUUGCCAGGAAUCAGCAAAAAUAAACAAUUCGUAACGGCUGUCGAUGACUUCAUCUCGCGAGAGUUUGAGGAUGUGUCAAAGACGAGUGGUUUUUUGCAAUUGUCGUGCGCUACGAUUGAUGUACUGUACCAAACCAAGACAGAAAUGUCAAUGGUUGCUCAUCAAUCGCUGUGUCGGUUGGUGCUUGACUGGAUAAAGCGUCAAAUUUGUGAGGAUAAUUUCGGUAUGACACAAUUGCUGGAACGAUCACAUAUGCUGUACUUGGCAUUGGAUAAUUCGUUGCAAGAUUGCUCAAAUCUACCACCCGGCCACGAAUCCGAAUCGGAUUUGGUACAAGACUAUAAGCGUCUCGUAUUGAAGUGUCCAAGCAACACAAACCGUCGCCGUAAGCAAAUGGGCGUCCCAGGUCGACCACGCGUUCUCAUUUAUUCGCGUGACAUUGGGCAACGCGACGAUGAACAAAGUCAAAUCGAACCCGACUGGAACUUAUUGGGCUCAACAAAGGUGGCGGAAAAUACAUUCUUAUCACUGGUCACGAUCAAUGGCAUGUUGACGCGGGUUUCGGUUCAGCUGCGAUUGAAUCUACCACCGACAACACCAUCGCCGGUUCAUGCUCCCGAAAGUGCCGGAGCCUUGCUUCAAACGCAACUCAGUCGAAGCAACACCAGCUCAAAUGGUAGCAUCAAUGGUGAUAUUGAAAUCAACCAAGAACCAGAGCUAUUCUGCGAAGUUGCCACGAUGUCAGGACCAAAAUGUGGCCUUGGCGUUGCUGAAUUGAAUGGCAAAUUACUGGUAUGCGGUGGCUAUGAUCGUGGUGAAUGCUUGCGAAGCGUGGAGUCCUAUGACCCAGAGCUGAAUGAAUGGAGCAAUGAAACGAAAAUGACCGAGGCGCGCGGUCGUUUUCAGGUCACUGUUUUGGACAAUGUCAUCUAUGCCAUUGGGGGAAGUAACGGUACAACUGAACUGGACACUGUUGAGCGGCUGGAACCGAAUGAGAAAAAGUGGCGAAAAUGUUGUAGAUUACCGUUGGCCCGUAGCAAUGCCGGUGUGUGCACAUUGAACGAUAAUAUAUUCUGUAUUGGCGGUUGGAAUGGUCAAAUUGGCAUCAAACAAUGCGAUUUGUACAAUUUGAAAGAGGAUAAAUGGUCAUCAAUUUCACCAUUAAACAUCGGACGUUAUCAGGCUGGUGUGACGGUAUUUAAGCAGAAAAUUUGGGUAGCCGGCGGAAGUGAUGCAUGGGCAUGCUUGAAUUCCGUCGAAACCUAUGAUCCGGAAUUGGAUAUUUGGACGUUUGCACCGCCAUUGCUAACGCCACGCCGUGGUUGCGGUUUGGCCGAAUUCAAUGGGAAACUGUAUGCGGUGGGCGGCAGUGAUGGUACACAUUCUUUGUGCACGACUGAGAUAUUCGAUGAGAAAAACAAAGUAUGGGCACAGGGACCCAGUUUAACAUCACCACGUGCAAAUGUAUCUGUGGUUGAGGUGGCUGGAAAGCUGUACGCCAUCGGCGGUUUUUCCGGUAAAUGCUUCCUGAACACCGUCGAAUACUUGGAUUCAAAUACAAACGAAUGGACAACAUUUGUUAACGUUGACAUCGGUCCAUCGUUAAUCUCCUCACAAACAAAACAUUCGAACGGGACACAACAGCAGUUGGAACAGCAACUGCAAAAAUUACUACUGAAAACCGAAGGUUUUGCUGGCGAUUAUGAUGGCGUAAAUGGCUGUCAUCAUCACCAUCAUCAUCAUCAUCAUCAUCAGAACGGUGCAAGUCAGAGUCAUUCACGUUCCGAAUCGGAAUCCGAAUCAAAAUCACAUCAACAUGAACAACAAUCAAGCGGCGACGAGCAAAGUAACAAUCAUGCUAAUGAUAUUGUCACCAGUUAAUUCGCAUCGUCGCUGAAUAAAUGAUAUUUUCAACAUAAAAGAAAGCAACAAUAACAAAUCAAUCCGAUUGGAAAUCAAAUUAAAUCAAAGAGCAUGGAAAAAACAAUACAUACAAAAAAAGAGAACUAAAAACGAUCCAACAAAAAAAAAAUCACAACAAAAGCUGCAAAUGAUGAUGUUCAACUUGCAACAAACAAACAAACAAAAAAAAUCAACAAGAGCAAAUGCGAAUUCGAGCUGAUAAAAUUUAUUGAUAUUUGAACUUUUAUUGUAUAAGGGUGGAUCGAAUUUUCAAAUCACAUAGGACCAUACCCGAGAAGUGUCCUAAUCGAAAAAGUAAAACAUUGAUUUUUUUCCACGCAGAAAACUUGCUUGUAUUGUGGCCAUCUUUCGUUUAAUACACUUCAAGGGUAGGAUCAAAUAUGAUUUUAAAGAUCGAUCCACCCUAAAACAUAGCCGAGAUAUGUCAUCCUUUUUCCCUUUUUAAAAGUUUAUAUAUACACACAAAGCAUUAGUCACGUAUUUCUAUACAAAUGAAAAGAAGAAACAAGAAAAAAAAACUUUAUCCAAAACAAAGGCGAUAACUCAUUAAAAAAAGUACACUAUUUCAUAAUAAAAAAAAACCAACAAACUCUGA